Molecule: messenger RNA, 381 nt
Organism: Prunus armeniaca (apricot)
Lineage: Eukaryota; Viridiplantae; Streptophyta; Magnoliopsida; Rosales; Rosaceae
Source: the annotation of a GenBank genome assembly
AUGGCCCGAGCAGGCUCGGCCUGUCGCCCGCGCUUCGGAGCGGGAUCGGCCUCCAGAUCGACUAUGAAUGGCCUUUUGCCGGCACCUUUGGAGGAGGUACCCUCGGUAGGCGCACCUCAAUCGGGACACGGACCGGCCGCCGUUGCUCCGGCAUGCGCUGAUUCAGCGUUCAUCUGCCGACGGCGCUCGUUAAGGGUUAAGUCCUCGGGGUCGACUCCUCCCGAAGACGCUAGUACCGUUUCCAGCUGCCGCCCCUUUUUCUUCUUCCCCUGUAUGCCGAGCAUCAGGCGCCGCUUGGAGGACUCGUUCAUCCUCUUCGCUUCGGCAACCUUCCUCUCUUCUGUCACUGUAAAACCCAGACCGGUCAGAUUCACGUUAUGA